AUGAUUUCCAACUUCCUUCUCGUCUGUUUCAUUGCUCCGGUCGGGCUGGCCGUCCUGGCAGCCAUCACCUUUCUCCUGCCGCCCAGCAAUUUCCCCAAGAAUAUUCCAACCAUCCCGUUUUACUACACUCUUCUUCCGCUUUUCCGCGACUGCGACCAGGAGACUCUCUAUCGAGAAUACCUCGAGGAGCCACUCAAGAAGUAUGGCGCUGUCAAAAUCUUCUUCGCUUCGCGCUGGAAUGUUUUGGUGCAGCGGCCCGAACUGCUCCAGGAAGUGUUCAAGAACGAGGAUUUGUACGCCAAAAGCGGCAACCAAAAAAAGAUCCCGUACAGUGUCAUCGCAGAUUACACGGGCGACAACAUCAUUUCGGCCCAUGGAGCUGACUGGCGGCUGUACCGGUCUGUCAUUGCUCCUGGACUGCAGCGAGACUUCGACAGCAAGCCCCUGGUCCGGAAUGCGAACCUACUAGCAGAUCUCUUCGUCGAGCAACAGAAGAAGUCUCGUACGUCUGGCGUUCUCGUGCUUCCGGUCCUACAAAGGCUUUCACUGGAGAACGUUGCUCAGAGCCUCUUGGGCACCUGUUUCGGAACUCUCGAAAACCCUCAGGCGACCAUGAAUCAGAUGCAGGUGGCAGUGAAACGAGAGAUAUUCAAGCCAUUGUUCCUGAACUUUCCAUUCCUCGACCGCUUCCCCAUCCCGAGCCGGAAACGGGCACGUCAGCUCGUCGAUGACUUCGCCAGCCACCUUUGCACCAACGUGUUGGAAAGCCACCAACACGACCACGACGAGAAAAUGGUCAACGCCUCCGCCGGAUGUCACCUGGUGCGAGCCUACCGGUCCGGGCUCCUCACGGAGCAGCAGUUCCGGCACAACGUCUCCAUCAUCCUGAUCGCCGGCCACGAGAACCCCCAGCUGCUCUUCCAAUCCCUGCUCUUCCUCCUCGGCCAACACCAAGACGUGCAGCAGCGGAUCCGCGAGGAAGUGGCCGCGGCCAAAGAAGCAGCAGCAGCAGCAGCAGCAGCAGCAGCAGGCGGGGACGGCGCAUCAAUCCAUGAGCUGAACACGCCGUACCUCACAGCCGUCGUGUACGAGACGCUGCGGCUGUACCCGCCCAUCUCGCAGCUCAUCAACCGGCGCACGACGGCGCCGACGGUGCUGGGCGGCGGCGUCGCGCUGGCGGCCGGCACGUACGUCGGCUACAACGGGUACGCGACGGGGCACGACGCGGCGUUCUGGGGCGCCGACGCGGACGCGUUCAGGCCGGAGCGGUGGGGCGCGACGGCGGACGAGGUCAGGGCGACGUUCCGGACGGCGAGCCGCAAGGGCGGGUUCAUCGCGUUCCACGGCGGGCGGCGGGCGUGUCUGGGCCGCAGGUUCGCCAUGACGGAGGCGCGGCUGACGGUGGCGGUGCUGGUGGAGAGGCUGGCUUGGCGGAUCGAUCCCGCUUGGCGGAGGCGCAUGACGCCGGCGGGGCCUCUGAGCCCGAUGCUCCUUCGGCUUAUCUUUGAGGAGAGAUGA
Diplodia corticola is the source of this 1518-nucleotide messenger RNA. Its product is annotated as cytochrome p450. NCBI's taxonomy places the organism in Eukaryota, Fungi, Ascomycota, Dothideomycetes, Botryosphaeriales, Botryosphaeriaceae. Gene Ontology annotation, molecular function: iron ion binding; monooxygenase activity; heme binding. The transcript has 3 exons. The record is from RefSeq and is a predicted model, not a curated record. The coding region runs from base 1 to 1518 and encodes 505 amino acids.